Molecule: messenger RNA, 1194 nt
Organism: Dreissena polymorpha
Lineage: Eukaryota; Metazoa; Mollusca; Bivalvia; Myida; Dreissenidae
Product: translin-like
Exons: 6
Coding region: 56-733 (225 amino acids)
Biological process (GO): RNA metabolic process
Cellular component (GO): nucleus; cytoplasm
Molecular function (GO): single-stranded DNA binding; RNA binding; sequence-specific DNA binding
Source: RefSeq, a predicted model, not a curated record
AACCGAUAUGCAGCACAACAACAACAAAACAACAACAACAACAAAAUAAACAAGCAUGAGUGAUAAACACAAUGUUACUGAAAUAUUUUCAGAGUUCAAUCGCUAUUUGGAAGAAGAACAACAACUUAGGGAGGAAAUCAGGACCAUCGUUAGAGAUCUAGAACAGUCUGCAAGGGAAAUUCUCACACAGAUCCAAACAGUGCAUCAGUCAGAUGGCAUCAAAUGUGUGCAAGAGAUUUGCAAUGGCAUCACACCAUUGUUUGGAAAUAUUCAGAAAGGGAUGCAGAUCCUUGCUGGGAAGAUUCCCGACAGUCAAUACUACAGGUACAGUGAUCAGUGGAGGUUCCUUAUUCAGCGUCUGGCCUUCCUGGCAGCCUUUCUCACCUACCUCCAAACGGAGUCCGUCAUUUCCAUGCAAGAUGUUGCUACACUCAUUGGGGUGAAAGUGCUUCGUGAGGAGGGAUUCCACAUUGACCUUGAGGAUUAUCUCAUGGGACUGCUACAGCUUGCAAGUGAACUAUCCCGGUUGGCAGUGAAUGCAGUGACAGCGGGAGAUUACGGGCGACCAAUGAGAAUUGCCAAAUUCGUCGGCGAACUGGACUCUGGUUUUCGCCUCCUGAAUCUGAAAAAUGACUCACUGCGCAAGAGAUUUGAUGGUCUGAAGUAUGAUCUCAAGAAAGUGGAGGAAGUGGUGUAUGACCUGACAAUCAGGGGCUUGAAGCCUGCUGAAUGAACGAACUCUGGACUCACAGUCGUGAAUCUUUUAUUAAUUGUGUUAACUUUUUUAAGACCAUGUCAGUAGAAACACAGUUUUCAAAUUAAAUUAAAUAUGCAUAUGCAAGUGUCUCAAGUACAUGUAAUUUACCAACAUUAAUACAUUCAACAGGUAAUUCUGCAUGUAAUGCCUUUUAAAAAACUACACAGUUUACUUUAAGAUCGAUGGCUUAUUCAAACUUUACAAAAUAGUUUGUUAUUUAGGACAAUCUGGUUAUUGAUAGACUGUUUUUAUUUUUAAACUGGAUUAUGUUUUCUUGUGUCUAAGUCUAUUUUUUAUUUUCAAUUAAAAGAAUCUGAAGUGUUUCAGUGCUGUAUCACUUUUGUUUAAAUGUGAUUAUUUCGUUCAUAUUAUACACUUGUUUCUUCAUGAUCAUAAUAAUGUAUAGCAGACACUAUAAUUAAACAUCAUUUACUUAU